Messenger RNA from Brienomyrus brachyistius, 3401 nucleotides. It is a transcript of the gene gipc1, whose product is annotated as GIPC PDZ domain containing family, member 1. Gene Ontology annotation, molecular function: protein binding. The record is from RefSeq and is a predicted model, not a curated record. The coding region runs from base 410 to 1432 and encodes 340 amino acids. The transcript has 7 exons. Lineage: Eukaryota; Metazoa; Chordata; Actinopteri; Osteoglossiformes; Mormyridae.
AUUGGCUGUGGAGUUUUAAGUCCCGCCCUAAUAUGGUGACGUACCUCCGCUCUUCCUCCAACUCUCGUUGUCGGCUGCUGAACUGGGGAUUGAACUGAACGCUUUUCUCGGAUCUAGCGCUGAUUCCUGCGCAGGGGGACCGGGGACCGAGAAAAGCGUAUGAUUCGGGCGUAGAUCCAAGUAAGGGCUAGUACACCAUCAGGCGGUGAAUGUGUCUCAGACUGCUGGGCAACUUGAAACACUAACGCUCACGCCUCCUGCUGGUGGAGCUGUGGGAGGCGCUGGCAGACAUCCAGUCCCCAGCGAGAGCACCGGCGCUCAGUGGCAUGCCCAGGCCUGCGCUGAGGGGGGCUUGAGAAGCGACGGACAAAGGCUUGGCUCCGGAGGAGCGGACGCAGACGGCUGAACGAUGCCACUGGGUCUGGGUCGGAGGAAGAAGGCUCCGCCGCUUGUGGAGAACGAGGAGGCGGAGCCGAUUCGGGCGGGCCUUGACGUGGCGGGGCUGGACGGCGUGGGGGCCGGCGGCGCCCGGGAGGGGGCCUCCCUAGGGACGGUCACCCCGGGUCUCCCCCCACCUCCCGCCAGCCUCAGGCCGCGGCUGGUUUUCCACACGCAGCUGGCCCACGGGAGUCCGACCGGGCGCAUCGAAGGCUUCAGCAACGUGCGGGAACUUUACGCCAAGAUCGGGGAAGCCUUCGGGAUUCCGCCGGCUGAUGUGAUGUUCUGCACACUGAACACCCACAAGGUGGACAUGGAGAAGUUGCUGGGCGGCCAAAUCGGGCUGGAGGAUUUCAUCUUCGCCCAUGUGAAGGGCCAGAGGAAGGAGGUGGAUGUAUUUAAGGGCGAGGACGCCCUGGGGCUCACCAUCACGGACAACGGGGCCGGAUAUGCUUUCAUCAAGAGAAUUAGAGAAGGAAGCAUCGUUCACCAAAUGCAACUUGUCAACGUCGGGGACAUGAUCGAAUCCAUCAACGGAAAGAGUCUGAUUGGCUGUCGGCACUACGAAGUCGCCAAGAUGCUGAAGGACCUGCCCAGGGGGCGGAACUUCUGCCUCAAACUGGUGGAGCCCCUGAAGGCCUUUGAUAUGAUCAGCCAGCGAUCUGGGGGUGCCCGAGCUGGAUCCGGGGGGGGCCAGUUGGGGACGGGGAGAGGGACACUGCGUCUGAGGUCCAAGGGGCCUGCUACUGUGGAGGAAUUGCCAUCUGCUUUUGAAGAGAAGGCCAUUGAAAAGGUUGAUGACCUCCUGGAGAGCUACAUGGGAAUCAGAGACAGUGAGCUGGCGGCCACCAUGGUGGAGCUGGGCAAGGACAAACGUAACCCUGAUGAGUUCGCCGAGGCACUGGACGAGACCCUGGGCGACUUCGCCUUCCCUGACGAGUUCGUGUUCGACGUCUGGGGGGCCAUUGGCGACGCCAAGGUGGGCCGGCUGUGACUGAGACCGGAGCCGACGUCCCGGCGGGUUUCCCGACCACCGCCUCACCGAACGAGCAUCACGCCUUCGCUUUAUGAAAAGACAUUUCGCUUUCCGAGCAGGGAGCUUCAUGUAGGAUGUUGUGGGACCGUCGUCCAGGCUGCUUUGCCCUUUAACCUUUGACCUUUUGCCCUACGUGCCGUUUUCCUGUGGCAUUGGUUAGAUAAAUGAGGGACUGAGUCUGCCAUUCAUGGACCACAAAGGCCCAGAGUUCUUUACCCGUACACACUACAAGCUCUGGGUUAGUCUUAAUUUAAAAGCAAAGCGAUGUGGUUUACUGUAACCUAGGACCCUGACUGAGACCUCAUUACACACAUCAGCCUGAUUUUAACUUUCCAGUAAGGCUUUCCUUUUUGCUGUUUUUUUUAUUUUUUUUUAACCUAAAAUGGAGGGAGACCCCCCCCUCCCCAAAUGAACUUAGCCAAACAGUGUGGUAUUCUUUCUUUUACCCGUAAUGAAGCACUGCUCGUUAACCGAAAACCGAAAAAUAGUAUUUGUGGGCCUGGUUACUGACUUUCCCCGUGCUGCCUGUAGGGGGCUCAGUGUUCGGCACCGUGACCUCUCGUCUUUAGGGCUGGGGGUUCGAAUCCCGUCCCUGUCUUUGAUCAUGUGUAGCUGACAUUCUCCCUGUAUUCAGGCGGUUAGGUGAGUUUGCAUCUCGGUGUGUGAGUGUCCCCUGGCCUGUGCCCCUUGCAUCCUGGAAUGGACACUGAUUUACUAUUGCCCUGUUCUGGAGAUGUGGUAUGCAACAUAGGUAGAUGUACUACAGUAUAAAUACUAUAGCAUAUUCCAGCUUUUGUAUGAAUAGCACCCAACCACUGGAAAACAUGUACUAUAACUCUGCACAGAAGAAGCUGAACAUGGAGUGAACUGUGGUCAUGUGAUGCAGGAACUGACUGAUCACAUGAUGAAGUUCUGUGACAAGUCAUGUGAUGAAGGAUUUGAAGUUGCCAAAAUAACUACAUAAAUAAGUUUCCUAGUGCUGAUGCAUGCUUAUAUAUUUUUUAUAUAUAUAAAUGAUGUAGGAAAUGUAUGAAGGAAAGAAUGUGGCAGUAUGUGAAGCUUUUUAAAUCAAAGAAGUAAAAUGAGGGGAAUUGAGACCCAACAGUGGGCGGAGUUACGCUGCCGUGUCUAUCACUGACUGGUUUGAUCCACUACAUACCGGUGCUAUUUAGGGUAGUAAGGCAGUAAGUGACAGCACGUGACAAUCACACUCGUGCAUUUUCAAAACCUCCGUUUCCCCCAUCGAUCUAGAAUAAGACACUAAUAGGAACAGUGCAUUCAGCAGAUAUACUGAUAAAAUUAUACGCGACUAGGAUUUCAGUAGUGGACACUUUGGCAGGGAGCAUUUAUAUAGUAAUAAUGUACAGGUUUGAUGUUUUAGUUCAGAAAAAUUGAAAUUUUUGAAAAAGUCUUUAGGUAAGCAAUCAUGGACCACUGGAUGGAUGACAGAUUUUUUUUUUCUUUUAACGAGUGGGGGGUGGUUGGAACCGUCUGAUGGUUUUAUUUCUUCCUCUGACAAGCAUAAAGAGCAUGAGUGUUGCUGACAGCCUGUGACGUGUGUUACUUUCCAGCCCCUUUGGAAGGAAAAUCCUGCUGUAAGGACCAUCUGUCACCAUGGGAACACUGUCUGACUGUCCGGCUCUGACGAUUUGUCCCGGCCUACACCUAUUUUUGUAACGACUAAUCCAUGUUUUGUGUGCCCCAUGUGAUAAAGUCUAGUCAUAAACUGCAGUUUAUUGUUAUAUAUGCUUUUGUAGUGGUAUGUUUUGAGAGAGUUUCACACUAACCCUGUUUAACAGUAUUAUUACUGAAUCGCUAUGUGGAAGAGGACUGAUUAAAUGUCACUAAACUCGCACUGAAAAAGGUCACCUGCUGUUUUCUGUGACAUUAACAUUCUUAAUAAUAAGUGUCAUAUUUACAGUGUAAA